AUGGGUCAUGGCGUGGUUACCACCCUCGUGCAAGUGGUGGGCACCUUGCGCUCGUGCGCGAAACCCUCGUGUGAGCGGAAGUCCAAGCAGCUGCAGUGGCUGCUGGACAACUACGAAACGGCGGAAGGGGUCAGCCUGCCCCGCAGCUCCCUCUACAACCAUUACCUGCGCCACUGCCAGGAGCACAAGCUGGACCCGGUCAACGCCGCCUCCUUCGGGAAGCUGAUCCGCUCCGUCUUCAUGGGCCUGAGGACGCGCCGGCUGGGCACCAGGGGGAACUCCAAGUACCAUUACUACGGGAUCCGUCUCAAGCCAGAGUCGCCGCUCAACCGUUUGCAGGAAGAUGCCCAGUACAUGGCCAUGAGGCAGCAAACAGCCCACCAGAAGCAGAGGUACCGACCUUCCCAGAAGUUGGAUGGUGCAACGGAGGGAGGGGGCAUCAGUGCCCCCCACACUAGCCCCGAAGAGUCAGUAGCGGCCCAGUGUCAACACCACCAGCAAUACAUUGACGUCACUCACGUGCUGCCUGAAUUCCCAGUCCUGAAUCCGGAAAGCGUCCUCCUGCAGGAAGGGAUCGAGACGCGCGACCUCCAGGCUCUGCAGCUCUUCUACCGCCGGCAUUGCGAGGCCAACGUCGAAGUGGUGGUGAGCCUCCAGCUGCCAUUCCUCGAGAAACUUUGGCGUUCCUUCUGGAAUUCCGAAUCCAUCCCCAGCCGGACGGGCGCUUCUGCCGCCGGAGCCUCCAGCGAAGAGUCCUAUGAAGCCAUCCUCCCGAGACACCAGCUGAUCGCCUUGUGCAAACACGAGCCCAUCCUGGCCUGGAUGCGGAGCUGUGACCACCUCUUGUACCAAACCCUGGUGGAGAUUCUCAUCCCGGACGUUCUCCGGCCUGUUCCCG
Molecule: messenger RNA, 898 nt
Organism: Notechis scutatus (mainland tiger snake)
Lineage: Eukaryota; Metazoa; Chordata; Lepidosauria; Squamata; Elapidae
Source: RefSeq, a predicted model, not a curated record